AAUGCCAAUCUAUAAUGAAGUUUGGGAGGAAGAAGGUAUCAUAUCAAAUUUAAUAAUAGAUUUUAUGUUUAGAAAUAUGAUUAAUCUAUAAACAUUAACAAAGAAUCAUGUAAAGUUGUUGGAUAAUCUCAAAUUUGAGUUUGUUGAAUAUAAAGUAAUAUUAUAUUUACUAUUACAGGCUAAUCAAUUAUUAGCUUGCCAUCUUUAUGAUAGAAUGGCUUAACAUUGCAAGAAUCAAUUUGGUCUCUUUGAAGAUUCUUAUGUGCCAGAAUGCUUAGAUGCUAGAAAUUAUUUUUAAUUAUGUGUAAGAAUGAAUGCUUCAUAUGGUUUGGCAAAAAAGUAUUUUCCAGAGUAAUUAUAUCAGAAUAUAUUAGAUAUUUCUUAACCAAUGAAUACUCAAGACCAAAUCCAAAUUUUAAAGAAUUAGGACUUUGAUUC
Paramecium pentaurelia is the source of this 438-nucleotide messenger RNA. Lineage: Eukaryota; Ciliophora; Oligohymenophorea; Peniculida; Parameciidae. The record is from the annotation of a GenBank genome assembly.